AGUCUGCUUCCGCGGGGUAAUUCUCUUGCAACAUUACGCGCGAUCAAAACCCAAACACAUCCUCCAUAUCUUUUCCCUUUCCAAACUCUCUUCUCUUUCUCAGCUACCAUUGUUCGGACUCCUCACGAUGCCUCUCGACGAAGAGGGCAACAAGUGGUCGUGUGAGCCAUGCAUCCGUGGCCACCGAUCCUCCAAGUGUAAUCAUUUCGAUCGUCUUAUGAUGAAGGUUCCUAAGGCUGGUCGUCCUCUUGCCAAGUGCCCUCACCCGAAAGGAAACUGUGCCUGCCAGAAGAAGUACGCUUUCAUGGUUCGCGUCCCCAAAGAUUCGGGCUGUAUCUGUAGACCAGUCUACGAGAUUCCAAUUGAAGAUGAUCAUACUCCUGCUAUGACCCCUGUUCCAGCUACUAGUCCUAGCAAAGUUCAGAAGUCGAGCAAGAAGUAUGUGAAGCCGUCACCAGAGACCAUGACUAGAGCCCUAAGUGCGAUACCGGCAUUCCAGCACCAGCCUGUGCCAUUUAACACUGCAGACAUACAUUCAUAUGCACCCCAGGCACAGAUGACUGCGUGCCCCCAUAGUGCUGUUGGUGGAAAUCCCAACCAGCAGAAUGCCAUUCCUGCAAUCAACAAUAUUGCCAAUGGUGCAGCCCUCCACAGCAAUGACCUUCUCGCUGGCCAUGAUGAUCUUUUGAACAACUUUCAGCCUGCCAUGCAGCCAACCGUCUCUACGCCAAUGCAGGCUGAGGAUUCUUGCUGCCGCAAGUCUAGUAGCAAUGGAGCUCAGGAUGGGUUCAAAGGCCACGGCUGUGGGACUCAUCGUCGCUGCAACUGUGGACCGAGCUGCAAUUGCUUGGGUUGCCCCGAGCAUCCUUACAACACCACCACCACGCAGCAUGUCCAGCAGAUGGGUCUCCUUGUCGCCCAGGAUCAGCAGAGCCUUGGAAGUGAGAACAAUUGUUGCAGCACCCAGGUCCAUGGAAACCAUGCCAACGAACCAGAGCUAGAGCACCACUCCUACUCCCAGCUCCACCACCACAUGAACAACCGUUUCGAAAACUUCCCCGUCAAUACUUACUACGACCCUGAUUUUGCCGAUGGAAACCAUUCUCAUCCCUCCCCACCUCAUGAGUACAUCGACCCUGAUGAUCUCAUGGCUCCCGACCAGUACUACACCUACCACUUCCAGGUGGGCCUUCCUGGUGCUUGCGCGGGUGAAGUUGGCAGUUGCCAGUGUGGGCCUAAUUGCUCUUGCAUUGGCUGUCUGACUCACAGUGGCAGCCACGGUUUUGCUUUUGCGUCCGGCCUUGGCUUUGGUGGCGCUUUGGGACACGGUGAAGAUGCUCAUUCCGCUGUGGAUGAUGCAGCUACUGGCGCACACACCCCCGUCUUGGAUAAGACUUCUCACUUCUAGUCCCACGUUCUGUCCCACGCUCAGGGCGUUUGGUUGUCAUCUUCUAUCUUGGUGUAGUGUUUCAAAGGUUUUGCCCUCCAUGUUGUAUUCAACGUCGAACGUAUUUGGAUGACUGAUGACCUCAAUACCCUUGCCUGAAUACUGGAUUAGAAUUCAC
Aspergillus ochraceoroseus IBT 24754 is the source of this 1565-nucleotide messenger RNA. RefSeq names its product putative copper-activated transcription factor GRISEA (gene mac1). Gene Ontology annotation, biological process: intracellular iron ion homeostasis; positive regulation of transcription by RNA polymerase II; intracellular copper ion homeostasis. Bases 128 to 1408 code for a protein of 426 amino acids. The record is from RefSeq and is a predicted model, not a curated record. NCBI's taxonomy places the organism in Eukaryota, Fungi, Ascomycota, Eurotiomycetes, Eurotiales, Aspergillaceae. The transcript is spliced from 4 exons. Gene Ontology annotation, molecular function: RNA polymerase II cis-regulatory region sequence-specific DNA binding; DNA-binding transcription factor activity, RNA polymerase II-specific; copper ion binding. Gene Ontology annotation, cellular component: nucleus.